UUCAGUCUGAUAGGAUAGACUUUGCUGCGCAGCUAUAUCGUCUGUGUUAUUUUGAACACGUUCUGGACGGAGAGUGUUAGCAAACAUUGUCCUUCGCAUCAUGUAGGCUACUGGCUACCGUUAGCCAGUUAGCCCACAAUCUCGUAAUAAGUUGGAUCAAGUGUCUUAAAGAUUUUAUCUGUUUGAAUACUUUUAGCAGGAAUUUUCGUGGGAAGUGCAAUUUCUUCUUUCUAGUGCAGUGAAGCUCCAUGUACAGAAGAAGUAUUUGCCAAUACAGGCCUGAGAUCAUCACCUCCUGAGGAAUGUUGUGUUAACAGCACUCUUAUGCAGGUGGAUCCUUCUUCGAUGAAUAUAGGGGACGGAAGCCCAGUGAUCAAACACGCUGGCGCUCCGAACAAGGCACCCGUGAGCAUGGUGGGGAACCCACCCCAGAACCUGCCUCCAGAGCUGAGAGGAGAUGGGCCCCUCAGCCAGCAAGCCACCACUGCAACAUCGACAGACUGCAAAGCUUCAGAUAUCUCUUCGGUAGACAGUCCCCAGCAUGAAGGUGCACAUUUGUUAGGCUCCUCCCCUGUGAAUAUUGGGUCGUUGCGCAAGAACGUGGAGGUCCCCAAGCCUGUUGUGGAUGGCGCUCCGAUCUUUCCCGCCCAGCAAUGGACGUGUAGCAAAAAGCCCCCCCUGAACUCAAGUCACGGUGGCGUUACCCCAAGUAAGAGGGCAAACUCACAGGCCCAGUCCGUCAUCAGCCUUCCCGCGGGUUUCCAGUGCUCCUCGCUCUUCAAACCAGGCCAGCCAGUCGCCUUCCUCCCGUCCGCUAGCUUCAGCCCCCCGCUGUGCAAGAUCACCCUGCCCCCGCCUGGCUUGGGCCAGAUUUCAGCUCUGAGGGAGACCACGGCCAGCCAGCUCACUCAUGUUGAGUGCCGGCCGCAGACUUCAAGCUCUGGCGUUGCCCCAAACCUCCAGACCUUCCCUUACCACUUCACCGUGGCCAAGGCCCCUGCCCCCGAAGCCCGACUUCCUUCGACAGCAGUGCAUAAAAACAAGCAUGGGCCUGUCUCUGGCGGCAAGAAUUCCAACGCAGGAGCAGAACACGGCUCACCCCUGCAUUCUGUGGCCUCGCCUGUCGUUGCUCGACCCCUGAAGCAGCCGACAUCGGGCCCAACACCUUCGCCCCCUGUUUCGGUGUCUCCCUCCACCCCUCCAGCCAUUGUCUCCACGCACAGUAGGCUGCUGAACCACUUGGAGAAGAGUCCAUCUCACCAAGGUGUGGAAAAGACACCCAUAAUGUACUCAAGACUCAAGUCCCCCCAGUGUGCUGUUGUGCACAAACCUACAGUUACCGAACUGAGGGAUGUGCCCCUUGACUUGUCAUCGAAGUCAAAACGUCCUAAAGCGGCUAAGGAACCUCAAGACGCCUCCCCAGCCACAGAGUGCCACCUUGCUGAGGAUGGUCAGGGAGGUGAUCCCAUCCCUCCAAAGAGGGCUGUGCCUGCUAGUUUUGGGCCUGGGGGUCCCCUCUCCAUCUUCCCAGAGACCCUGAGAAACGGAGCCCCUCCAAAGCAAGGCUCACGACUCCUGAAUCAUCAGGCCCACAAACCAUCAAUGCCCUGGGCUAAAAGCCCGCACAGCUCCACUAGCAACUUAGCUGGGACCUACGUGGGUGUGGCCAGCCCAAUAUUGGCCUCCACCCUACGCAGCAAGGAUGGGAAAGGUGCCGCUUUUGUGGAAGACCUCCAGAGCACUGCUAAACAGGUGACUAUCUCCAUUAUUGACCAAGGGGAGCAGCCAGUCUCUCGAGUUAAAGGACCACCUGUUGUGAAAGACACCCAGCAGCACACACUUGGAUCCAAGUAUUGUAACAGUGCCUGUUUACCCAGAACACAGGUUAGUACACCUGCUUCCUCUAAGGAUAGUAUCACCACAGUUUUAUCCAUCUCUGCUGGCUCAAAUUCUCACUGUAAGCUCAGUGGUGGGAGUGCGAUGAUUCCACUUUCUCCCGCCGUUGACAAUGCUGCACGCCACCUGCAAGUUUCUCUUAUCCACAAAAGGUCUACAGCCCAGCAGAAGAUCAUCCAGUUGACUCCCAAGUUGCGGGUGACCACGGGUUGCAAAGGUCCUCUGUUUCAGAGCAGUCACCCAAGCCCAUCCAAGAUGGUUGAGAAAAAGUGGGGCAAAACAAAGUCGUCUCCACUGUCAAAUCUUGAGUCCAUAGUGAAGCAGAAAGCUCUGGAGACAUCUGAGCUUGGUGGUGAAGGGUGUUGUAAUGCAGCCUCGGAUGGGCCGAGAAGGCCUGAAGCAACAAGCUUGAAUUUCAGAUCCCAGGAUACUCCGUCGAGCGGUUUCCCGCCAUUCAGGCCUAUGAAGAAAAGAGAGGGUAAAGUCAAGAAGGAUUCCUCUGGGGCACCGCUUGCUAAGAUUUCCAGCAAACAAGAAAAUGGGAGCAUUAUUGAACCCAGAGAGAAAAGCACUGAGAAACCCAUUGAGCGCGAGGAAAGCAAAGGAAUUGAGGAGUGCUCUGAUAACUCCAAACUUGUUGCCCAAGCUCAAAUGCUUCGUGGCAGCGGUCACGUUGAUAAAAACGGUGUCAAAACAAAACCACAAAGGGAUGAGGAGAAACCUACGCCCGAGAGCCUCUCUCCUUGUGUGAAGCUGGAAGGAAUGGCUUUAUCCGUCCUCAAAGGUCAAAGUCCAGAUGUGGCUGAACUGGGGAAGGAGUUGAGUGUACCCAGAGAGGCACCUCCUUCCAAAGGUCAAGUCAGUGCUAGCAAAUACAAAAAGAUCAGUCAGAACAAAGUUGAAAAAUCAUCUUUGGCGUCCUCAAAAAAGAUGGAAAAGGGCUUAAAGAGAUCACGUGACAAGGAGGGCAGCACUUCAGAGUGGCCUCAUCGCCGAAAAAAGAAACAAGGGGCGCCGGUGCUGGAGUCUGGGCAACCGGACAAGGCCACGUCCCGGCCGCCCGAUGAGCGGGAAAAGGUGGCGCGUGUGUGGAGCGACGUCACUGAGGUGACCCGGCCCCCUCGCAUCAAAGCAGGUAACGAGAGCAGCCCCGUGGUGGAUACCCCGACUUUGCAAAGCAGCCCCGACUGGCUGAAUCAGGAGGCGGGGCCCGUGGCAAGCUGCCCACCCAGGCAGAAGAGGGGGCGGCGGCCAGCCGAAAAGAAUCUCCCUGCCCCGAAGGUCUCGGCCCCUUCUCCCGCCCCGCAACCCCAAGUCCGGCGAAAGAGGGGCAGGCCGCGCUCCAAACCGCUGCCCGACCAAGGGUGUCUGCCGACGCCGAAACCUGCGCCCGCGGGGGCCGAGGUCGACGCCUCGCCCAGGAAGAAGAGGAAGCGACGCAGGAACAGGAAGUACCAAAAUGGGGAGUACGUCAUGGAGAGGGACAGGGCUGGAGAAGAGGACGGGAAGUGCGUUGCGACGCGACAGGCGACCAGGGCUGGGACAGAUCAGAGGGUUGGGCUGUAUCCACGGCUCAGUGCCACGCUGACGUGUCGGAGUGCCAGCCCAGACCGGAGCCCCAGGAGGCCCCUGCAGACGCGGUCCGGGUCCGCGCGACACUCAGAGCGGCCCGUCUCUCCCGAGGACAAGCCCUCGGGGAAGCGGAAGUUCAAAAGCAAGCACCUGUGCGACACGGAGGAGAAGAAGUUCAAGACGAAACGCGGCGGCUCGGGGAAGCGCUCCGCCCCCCUGGUCUCCGAUGGCGGCGGCUCUCCUGUGAAGAAGCCGCCAGACCUUCCCGCCUCCCCCCGGGGACGGCCGUCCCCCGCAGGCAGGAGGGGCAGUGCGGGGAGGGGCCGGGCGCCAGAGUCUCCCCCCGGCCGCCCGCCCCCCCCGGAGGUCCGGCGGCUCAUCGUCAAUAAGAACGCCGGCGAGACCCUGCUUCAAAGAGCCGCCAGAUUGGGCUACCAGGAGGUGGUGCUGUACUGUCUGGAGAAGGACGAGCGGGAGGUGAACCGCCGGGACAACGCCGGCUACACGGCGCUCCACGAGGCCUGCGCCCGAGGCUGGACCCAGAUCGUUCAGGUGCUGCUGGAGCACGGGGCCGACGUCAACUGCAGCGCCCAGGACGGCACGCGGCCAAUUCAUGAUGCGGUGGCCAGCGAUAAUCUGCCCGCCGUGUGGAUGCUGUUGAAUCGUGGGGCAGACCCUACCCUGGCCACCUAUUCGGGACAGACGGCAGUCAAACUCGCUCAGAGCAACAGCAUGAAAACAUUCCUCAGCGAAUACUUUGCUGAUUUGGAUGGGCGUAGCAGCGAGGAUCCCAGCAUGCACUGGGAUUUCUACAGCAGUGCUGUGUUUGAAGCUGGACAGGAGGCAUGCUGGGACUUCCUGCUCUCGUUCCCUGGGGCGGAGGAGGGGCAGAAGGAGGCGAGCGCAGAGGAGGACUGCUUCAUGUUUGAGUUCUCCUCACAGCCCCUCCUGCCCUGUUACCACGUCCAGGUGUCGCUGUCACAGGGCUUUUGCAAUUGGUUCCUCCUGUCGGACGUCCUGAAGCGGCUGAAGAUGUCGGCGCGGAUAUUCCGGGCGCGGUACCCCCACCUGGAGGUGGUGAGCGUGUCCUGGGCGGAGCUGUGCAGGCAGGUGUCCGUCAGCCAGCUGACGGUGGUCCCGGAGGACGCGGCGGGGGGCGAGGACCAGGACGCGGGCGGCCAGGUGGAGCUGGUGCGCUGCGUUCUGGAGCUGCAGGAGCUGCUGGGCUCCUCCGUGCACUUCCUGGAGCCGGAGACUCCCCCCGCCACGCAGACCGGCCCCAAAGCCGAGUCCAACUCCCCGUCGCCCAGGAGUAAGAAGUCUAACAAAAAGGAAGAAAGGUGAGAGAUUGUCCGUCCGGCGUGCUGAGGAGCUGCCGUGGCAACCGUGACGCACAAACACAACCAGCGUUUUUUUUUUUUUUUUAUGUUCAUGGGGAGACGCAAACCUCUGGACAUGUACUUUUCUGAGGGUGGGCCCCCGUCACAUCUUGGCCUCCUUGUAGUGAAGGCUAAAAGCGACAGACUAACUGCUGUGUUGUCGACCCUAUGAAGAAGAAUUAGUGGUGGGCACAGUUGGACAUGAACUUUUCACAUUUCAAACCUGUAGGUAUUUUUCAGUAUUCAAUAAAUGUUUUAAAACCUUUUUUAUAUGCUUAUAUGUAUAUAGAAUUAUAUAUGUAUAUCUCGCCAUCAGGGUUACCACAUUUUGGACUGUAAUGUAUAAUAUUGUAAUGUAUUGUUGAUAUGACAAGGUUUUUGUGGGUAUUUGUUUUCGAGAGAAACUGAAUGUUUUCCGAGAGAGAUAAUCCCAGUGUUUUAUCUUGGUAAACUCUUAUGUGCAGCUAAGAGGCUUAAGCUCAGCUAACUGGUAGGAGGACCAUUGGGCCAGAUGGGUUCUCCACUUGCCAGUGAAAUCCCCAUUCACAGACCCCCUCAGGUCACUGGGUCAGUAUUUGCUCACAGACAUUGUUCCUGUACAGUUUGAAGUUGUAUAUUUUUUUGCCCGGUCUGUGAUGGUAUUCUGCUUUGGGAAAAGCGUCUUGGAAAGAAAAAAACAACGUUGGUUCUGCUCGACUGUGAUAACCAAAAAAAGAGGAUUUACUUUACAAAUGAAUGUUCUGCUUCCUACUGAUCUCCUUCAGUGUCUGCAUUUAAGAUAUUCUAAAAAAAUGCCACUGCCCCCAGAAAUAAAUUCUAUGCCUGUAGAUCAAUAAGCAUUUACAGGUUUGUGCAGAUGUCGGAUUUGAUAGCAUUAAUGUCUUAAUGCUGUCAGGUUUUUUUUUUUUUUUUUUUUUUUUUUUUUUUCAACCCCCUCAUGUAUAAUAGUGUGAAACCUUUGCUAACACUGACACACUCUCAGUUUCCCAAGAACAGAUGGGAUGGCUCUUCACAUCCAGGUGCGACAUGGCACCCUGCACUCAGUCUAAAGAACUGGGAAGAACUAAUGCCCUUCUGGGUCCCCUCCAGUCCCUUCCAGUCAUCUGGUGGUGUAUGGAUCCUGGCUGUGGCUGAUAGAAACUUACGUGCGUUUUAUUUUGAAAUGUUCAGUUGGUGUCCUUGCUUAAUUUGAUUAUUAUUAUUAUUAUUAUUAUUAUUAUUAUUAUUAGUAUAUUCUCUCUCCCAUUUCCAACUCUCGUGUGCAGGCCUGAUUACUGAUUAUCUGACUAUUAAUAAUAAUAACAACGAUAAUAAUUAUAAUUAACUUGUUCAUUAUCCUGGCAAAAAUGAUUUAAUAGGACUUUGAAUGUUUGGUGCUUUAUUUGAAGUGUGUGUAUUAUUAUUAUUGUUUUCCCUCCUUGCAUACAGUAUUUUAAUAUGCAAAAGUACAGUUUUAACGUACUGGUGCUAAGCUAUAUUUUGUCUUGACAAUCAGUGUUUUGUUUUAAUCUCCUAUGCUAUUUAAAAUGAAAAAAAAAAAACUAUGUAGUAAGUUGUGAGGUGUACAGCCGACCCCCCGCCCCCCUCUCCCCAUGGAGGACUUUUUGGACAAUUUAGUGUUCAUGAGAGCUUUGUUGAAAAUAGAAGGAAUCCUUUUAUUUGACCCUUAUUUAAAAAAAAUCUGAAUAAAGCAUGAUUGUGAA
Messenger RNA from Conger conger (European conger), 6550 nucleotides. RefSeq names its product BCL6 corepressor-like 1 (gene bcorl1). Gene Ontology annotation, molecular function: transcription corepressor activity; protein binding. Gene Ontology annotation, cellular component: nucleus. The coding region runs from base 325 to 4812 and encodes 1495 amino acids. Gene Ontology annotation, biological process: negative regulation of transcription by RNA polymerase II. The record is from RefSeq and is a predicted model, not a curated record. Lineage: Eukaryota; Metazoa; Chordata; Actinopteri; Anguilliformes; Congridae. The transcript is spliced from 12 exons.